This is a messenger RNA of Menidia menidia (Atlantic silverside), 660 nucleotides long. Lineage: Eukaryota; Metazoa; Chordata; Actinopteri; Atheriniformes; Atherinopsidae. The record is from the annotation of a GenBank genome assembly.
UCGUCGUUUAUUUUGAAAGUUAUCCCGGAAGUGUUUGUUGCACAGUGCUCACUGAGCGUCGUUUGUGGUGUCACUCAACGCGAGCGCACGCUGUUUUAUUAUCAUGGGUCAGAAUAUGUGUUGGAACAACAAAUAAGCGCUCAUGUAAUGUUUUAUUCGUAACUCCCAGCUAUUUUUGGCGCUGUAAACGAAUUUGGUAAACUUAAAACAAUUUGACAGCAAUCUGAUGUUAAUUUGGGAUUAAAAUGGUCAUCAAGGUUUACGUCGCCUCAUCAAGUGGCUCGAUAGCGGUAAAGAAGCACCAGCAGGCUGUGGUGGGUUUCCUGGAGGCCAAUCGAAUCAGUUUCCAAGAAGUAGACAUCACAAUGCUGGAGGAGCAGAGGCUCUGGAUGUACCGCAACAUACCCAAGGAUAAGUUACCAGAGCGGGGCAACCCACUGCCUCCACAAAUCUUCAACGAGGAUCAUUAUUGUGGUGACUAUGAAGCCUUCUUCCAGUCAAAGGAGAACAACACUGUGUUUGUGUUCCUUGGGCUAAGUUCCCAACCCUCUCAGAAAGAUUCAGGUUCCUAAAUCGAACAGCUGCUUGGUGUCCUAUGAAAACCAUCACCUGCAACCAUUUGCAUAUUGUCCCGCAUUGCAUCGUCUUUUUCCUCAUGAU